CGUGCUGCCGCCGAGGUACAGGGACCGCGUCCUGGUCGUCCUCACUGGCGAUGACAGGAUACACGGCACCAGCCUGGACUUCGUGUGGUGGUUCUUCUUCCGAUGUUGCGGGAUGUGCACCGGCGAUUGGACGCGGUGCCUCACCAGAAGCUGCCUGUGCCCUUGCAAGAGGAUUCGCGGGCAGAAUUUGGUCAACGUUGUCGGGAGAUACCUCGGCCUUACGCACUACACCGUGGAGCUGAAGAACAUCGUCGUCGGCGAUCUGCCGUGGACGGGCCCCGGAGAUUUCUUCCUCCAGGUCGAGUGCGAGGCCAACCCGCCGAUUAACUCCUCCCUGGCGCAGUCGAAGGAGCCCAAGGUGGUGCACUUCCCGGAGCUGGUCACGCUGCACCUGCGGUGGUCGCACUUCGAGCAGCAGG
Molecule: messenger RNA, 419 nt
Organism: Prorocentrum cordatum
Lineage: Eukaryota; Dinophyceae; Prorocentrales; Prorocentraceae
Source: the annotation of a GenBank genome assembly